AUGUUAACAAUCCAACAACCACGUCCCUUCCCUGUUGUUUCAAGGGUUCCAACUCCAAGUUCUAUGAUCCCUGUUGUUUCAAGGGUUCCAACCAUGAUCCUUGGUAUGGAUGUGUCACAUGGCUCUCCUGGGCAGUCUGAUGUCCCGUCAAUAGCUGCGGUGGUUAACUCCAGGCAGUGGCCCUCCAUUUACCGCUAUAGGGCAUCUGUCCGGACACAGUCACCCCGGGUUGAAAUGAUAGAUUCACUAUUCAAACGAGUGUCUGACCGGGUGGAUGGAGGUGUUAUGAGAUUUUGGUUAUUCUGUUAUUUUCUUUUACCUUUUAUUGAUGAUGCUUAUUUCAUGAUUACUUUUGCUCAUUAUUCUGGUUCCACUCAGGACGGGUCAGCUUGCAAGAAUCUUGAUGAGAAUUGGAACCCCAGGUUUGUGGUCAUCGUAGCACAAAAAAAUCAUCGUACAAGGUUUUUCCAGCAGGGAUCUCCUGAUAAUGUUCUGCCUGGAACCGUGAUAGACAACACAGUUUGUCAUCCACAGAACAAUGACUUUUAUCUAUGUGCACAUGCCGGAAUGAUUGGAACCACAAGGCCUACCCAUUAUCAUGUUCUCUUAGAUGAAAUCGGAUUUUCAGCUGACGAACUGCAAGAACUUGUCCAUUCUCUAUCAUAUACGAAUCAAAGAAGUACCACUGCCAUAUCUGUAGUCGCUCCUAUUUGGUAUGCGCAUUUGGCAGCUUCGCAGUUGGGGACUUUCCUGAAGUUUGAUGAGGCUCCUGAGACAUCCUCAAGCCAUGGUGGGGUGACUGCUCCUGGAGCCAUACCUGUUCCGCAGCUGCCGUGGUUGAACAAGAAUGUCUCCGAUUCUAUGUUCUUCUGCUGAGACCUUUUGACCAUGUUUACUAUAGGCUUUUGGUUUUACCAGCAACUGAUCUGAAACCCUUUUUAAGUAUAUUUAAACUUUAGAGUUAGGGCUAUCUCAGACUUGUUCUGAUGAUGACGUGCUGUUCUCUGAAUCAUCAUCCAUUUUGGUUAUAAA
Durio zibethinus is the source of this 1032-nucleotide messenger RNA. The record is from RefSeq and is a predicted model, not a curated record. Lineage: Eukaryota; Viridiplantae; Streptophyta; Magnoliopsida; Malvales; Malvaceae.